Molecule: messenger RNA, 3525 nt
Organism: Pecten maximus
Lineage: Eukaryota; Metazoa; Mollusca; Bivalvia; Pectinida; Pectinidae
Product: protein DDB_G0287365-like
Exons: 24
Coding region: 209-3394 (1061 amino acids)
Source: RefSeq, a predicted model, not a curated record
UUUACCUGGCGGCGUAUACAAUACUGGUCGUGUAUCGUGUCAUCGGGAUAUUGGAAUUAAACAAUACAACCAAAUCAUGAAAUCAACUUAAUCCGACGCAAAUCAAGCUUAAAGAUCACCUUAUAAAUAGCAAGUGGCUAAAGGACUGACCAGUCCAUGCAUAUCCCCUGGUGAUAUCGUGACUGUCUAUAGGGAUACAGCUCAAGAAAUGGCGGUCCUUGGACGACUCCUCCCUGUGCUACUUUGGGCCAUAGUGUCUCAUGCAGCUUGCCCAGAUAAAGAACCUGGUCUGAAAAAUUGGUCCAACCCUACUACAUGGCCAAACGGGGUCCCAGGUGAAGGUGCCGACGUCAUCAUUGAUACCAAGAUAGCAUUAGAUUCAAGUCCCGGCGUCGACCUCAGCAGCGUCACCAUAGUAACCGGAGGUCAGCUGGUAUUCUUACCGAAUAGCGACUUGACACUUAGAACGAAAUACAUUGAUAUCAAAGGCGGAAGAAUGGACAUCGGGUCUGAAGAUUGUCUUUACGAAGGACAAGCAACGAUUCAACUAUUAGGGACCGCCCAAGACACUUACUCUGUACCCGGAUUUGGACGAAAGUUCAUCGGCGUUGAUGUUAAUGGGGCACUUGAGAUUCAUGGAGAAAGGAAACUUUCGUGGACUAAACUUUUAACUCCUGUCCAGAAAUUGACUGACGAUGCGUUCGCCUCUUAUGAUGCCGUACCGGAAAAAGCAGAUACAAGGGGAUUCAUAGUAAAUUCGUACAACCCUGUCACUGGAAUCAGGGACAGACCACGAGGUGAAUUUGGGAUUGGCAAGGCUCACCAGAAAGCAGUUGACAGAGAAAUAGAGAGCUUCAUCGACUAUAUUACUGGCAUACCUGAUGGAAACGUAGUAAUGCUGGCGGUCCGAAAAUUCAUCAUUGACAGAGAAAAUGCUUUUGAUAGAAGUCGUUUUUAUGAUGCUGUUGAAAUGUUAGGGUUUGGAAAGAUUACAAACAACAGUAAAAUCAGGGACUUGGUGUUUUACGACAGUUUUGCCAUGAUCGUUGUAAAAGGAGAUCCCACAAAGACUGUGGAGGGGUUCAACCCCUACAAAGCUGGGGGGUUACAUCAGACCUCCACAGCUACUUUGUUAUCUGAUGACAUGCGUCUGAAGUUCUACGUGGAGAGUUACACAAGAUCAGUUGGGUUUGGGCAGUCUACCGCGACAUUUGAGGUGACCGAUACUGACCGAUCCAUCCCUAUUCUCGAUGUCAGCGAUAACGUCACUUCCUGGCAUACAGGUGAUAAAGUAUUCAUCACGUCUACGGACUAUGACUGGGAGCAGGUCGAGGUGGGCACACUAUUUCCCUGUGACAGCUGUAACUACAAUCAGUUCAGAAUUGACUUAUCACCGCGAUUCAACCACUAUGCUGCUAUCACUAAGAACGUGGACAUGCGUGCUGAAGUAGGACUACUCAGUAGAAACGUCAUCAUUGAAGGGGACAUGACACUUGGUGACGAUCAGCUUGGCGGACACAUCAAGGUCUUGCAAGGAUUCAAAGACUUCCAUAUCGAAGGAGCGGAAAUACGCCGUAUGGGACAGUCCAUGCAACUUGGUAAUUAUCCCAUCCACUGGCACAUGUGUGAGGAUGUAGACGACAUGGAGAUAUAUCCAAAUCCGACGUACGCUCGCGAAAACUCCAUUCACGAUUCAUAUGCCAGAUGCAUAACAGUCCAUGCGACACAUGGGACAACGGUAGCAAAUAAUGUCUGCUUUAAGAGUAUUGGGCACGGCUAUUUUCUUGAAGAAGGCGGGGAAAAGAGGACAUUAUUCAACGGCAAUCUUGGUGUUGGACAGACAAGAGGCAAUCUGAUCCCGACUGACAUACGCCCGACAACAUUCUGGAUAACUAACCCUCUCACAACCAUGGAAAACAACGUUGCAGCUGGCGGAGAGGGUUUCGGAUUCUGGUAUAUCUUUCCUUAUGAACCUUUUGGAUCGUCCAAAGGAAAGGGCUACAUGGGGGUGGAAGAGGCGAGCCAUACUGCAAUCACCUGGUUCUACAAUAAUGUAGCACACUCCAACAAAUUAGUCGGUCUCAAGAUAGACGACACGAUGGACGAGAAUGGAACACGAGUAACAAACAGUAGGUACGAACCAUGGAACGACCCUCUCGACGAGUUUUCUGGCAGCAAGAAGGUCGAAAUCAUCAAACUUACAGCGUACAAGAACAGAUUUUUCAAUGCCCUGAUGAGAGGUUACAUAGAAGUUAUAGACUCAUCGAUUGCUGAUUCUGCGCAGGGGUUACAGAUGCUGAGAUGGAAAACCGGAGGGCAAAAGGUGACCAACACUGUCAUCAUCGGGGACUCGGAUAACUUGGGAGAACCCUCAAUAGGGGCGGACCGAUCUUUGCCAAUGGAAGACUCUAUGAUUGGGUCCGUUCCAAGAAAAGGUCUGAUCUUUGGAAUGGGGCCUAUGAUCGUGAAGAACGUGUGGUUCAAUGGAUUUGCCAACACAGCUGAUGCGGAGGCUGGGGCCAUUGGCUUUCAGCCAUUGAACGGCAUGUUAAGCUCUCCGAACAAUAUUCUAGAUGGAAUUGGAUUUGGCUUCGAUGACGGGUCCGAGGGAAACCGAGUUUACCAGGGUGAAAUUCCUGAGGAUUAUCGAGAUGGAAAUAAAGUGGAACGUUUGUUUGACGCUUCCGGUUCCGUUACGUCAGUUCCUGGCGCUAGCAUUGUUAGGGCUACCCCAUUUCAAAUGACACCUAACUGUGCGGAGAGAGCCAAUUGGAGAAUGGCUGUCUGCAAUGAAAACUUUGCACAGGCGAUUGUAAGAGUAGAAAGGGAAGACAGUGCGACCAUGAUGAGGACGGAUAACAUAGUAACAAACAAACACACGUCGGAUAAUCUAGGACAAGCUGUAUUCAAUUUAGUGACAAGCGGAGCAUAUGGUUAUCUUCUCAAAUACAACAAAAUAAUGCCAAAAGACGCUAUCGUAGUUCGUGCAACCAACAUGGCUGUUGGCGGGAGUUUCCUUCUUGGUGUGUGUGUACCUAAGGACCUGAUUUUCAAAGCUAUGGUAAGGAAACCUGCACCAGCAAGGAUGGCAGAGGUAACCAGUGUAGGCGACGUUGUUUCUGGUGACGGAUCCAAGUAUUUCUUUGAUCGAGAUGUCGGGGUUCUAUUUGCAAAAUAUACAUACGACGGUGGAAAUUCUCUCACGACAAUAAUGGCGUUUGUCAGACUGGAAACUUCACAUCGUAAAGAUGUUGACUGUGUACCCGCCUACACCGCUAAAUACGGAGCUACAAAUGAGGUUGUCGGUCAAAAUCCACUAAUUUUAUCGACGGAACUGCUCCAUACCUCACGAGAGCCCCCUCAGAACGCUGGAGCAGGAUCCACUCAUGGAUGAUGUGAAAGUGAUGCCAAUGAAGAAGAAAUCCAGUUUUCUAUUUGUUUUUAUACUAUUCAUAUACUUGUACGUAAUGUAUGCUGCAAUUAUAACACGUAUGAUUUCUAAAUAAAGAUCUAGCAGAUCAAUGA